GGCACCUGUCCGUGGUGUUCAAAUAGGACCGAUCAUGUCUACUUUAGAUACAAUAAAGUUAUCAGAACCCAUAAGUCUGCGAAGAUUUUCUUCAAGAAGCUCUUUACCGUUUACUGCCGGUGAGCCAUUAACUGUUUUACCAGAUGGAGCAGAUGCAAUACGUGUCCAAUGGAAACCUUCAGAGACGUUACUCAGUAAAUCGCCUCAGCGUGGUAUUUCAGAUUACCGACUGGAAAUGAGACGACCAUAUGACUUAGAAUGGAAAUCUAUUGGAAUGCCAAAAAGUUUAGAUUUAAUUGAUGGAAUUGCACCGAUUACCAGUCCAGUGGAAUAUAGGUUGGAUAAUUUAAAGCCUGGUGAACAUAUUGAAUUACGUAUAGCUACUCGACCCAGUCGUUCUGGACCGCCGAUUCCAGUGACUGAUACUCUAUCUUAUCAGUUCAUUCCUCCUUAUGAUAUCCCUUCAAAACCCAGAGGACCACUAAUGGCUGAUAUACUACCAAUGUAUUCCCCAGUAUAUUCGAGAAGACCAUCAUCGGUUCUAGAAAGAGUCGAAUCCCCACUAUCCUCUUCCAUCCAAGAUUCAAAGAGUAUUGAGCUUAAAUGGCAUCCUCCUUUGGAUACAGGUGGUCUACCAAUAACAGAAUAUGUGAUAGAACGUCGUGGAGGUCCGAUUAAAAGUUUUAUAAAUGAAUGGAUUCCAGUAUUGUCUGUUUCAGGAGAAACAACUAAAGCGAUGAUUCCAUUCCCAAGUGCUUUAACUAAUGUCUCACCGUAUUCAUUUCGUGUCCGAGCAGUUAACCGUAUGGGUGCGAGUAGUCCGCUAGAAACUACAAGACCAUUAAACUUUGAGGCAUUAUUGUUAGACCAGACUAGUAGGCCCUCUUCACGUACUAGUUAUCGACCACUGCCACCUGCUGCCCCGGUGGGUCCAUUAAGGUCAGAAUUACUUCCAUUUGAUUCACGUGUUCAUCUAGAAUGGCAGCAUUCUGUCAAUGGUCCGUACAAAUUAGAUGAAUCACGAUCCAUGCCGUCAACUUACGUCAUCGAAGCAAGCGAAGCGUGUAGACCAGGUGGACCUUGGAUUGAAGUAGGCCGUGUGCCUGGCACUGUAACAUCUGCUGACGUUCGAAUUCUACCAACAUCAUCCAAAAGCGAGUCAUACCAAUUCCCCUCUACUCUUCUGUACCGAGUAAGGGGUGAAAAUGAUUUCGGUUCAAGUGCACCCCUGGUGACGAGAAUCGAACCAUCCAGUCGAUUUGCAUAUGGAUCCCAACCUGAGCUUGAAUAUCCAAAAUUUACCCCUGGUAAUCUUCAAGCUCGUUUACUACCAACAUCAUCAGAAUAUCAGCUACCUCAAAUUGAACUGCAUUGGCCCUCAGUGGCACCAGAGUACAGGAGACGGAGCACAGCAUCAAGUGAUGAUCUAUUAAGCCACCGUAUUAUACCAGAUACAAGUUACCUUCUUCAAGUCAGAAAAGCUGAAGAUAUAGGAUGGCAAACAAUAGCUAGUUUACCAUAUGGACAAGAAAAGUUCAUCUAUCGUCCAAAGAUGGAAGAACUCAAUAGACCGCGCUCCAGUUUAGGUUCAGCUUAUAAACUGGAAGAUAAACCACUAUUUGAAGGUUACCAGUUUCGUGUUGCUCCCAGAAGUCAUUUUGGGGUUGGAAAGUUUUUGGAGUCAGACGUAGUUAGCUGGACUGCGUCACAUUUAAGACCUGAAGACUUCAGAACAAUAAGGUCACCAGGACCUGUGACAAUGGAAAUCAAGGCUCCAUUUGUUCCCCAACCAAUGAUAUCUCCUCCUGAACGAUUCCAUUUGGUUGAUGUGUCUAUGGGAGCACCUAGUGGGCGUUUACAAGACAGAUCAGGAAGUGUGACUCUACGCUGGCAUCCUCCAACCGGCAUGCCUUCAACUUUGCGCUCCAAUGCUGACUUUGUUAUUGAAUCAUGGCGUCCAGACAAACAAGAAUGGUGGCCUGUAGCUCGACGAUCAGCUGCAGUCAGUGCAGAAUCCAUACCGGGCACGUACGAAUUACAAGUAAAUGGUUUACCUCUCGGACAAACGUAUCAUUUCCGUGUUCUAACGGAAACUAGAGAUGCUCGAAGUGAACCAACCGUUCUUCCACAACCUGUUUUUAUACCAAAGUUGGAUACUGAAACAAAAGCAAUACCUGCCCCUCCAUCUCAUUUGAGAGUUUCAUCAUUGACUGGCACUUCUAAAAGUGCUUUAAUAACAUGGCUGCCCCCAGGAACAGUAACAUUUUCAGAACGACGUAAUAAUUUGGCAUUAUGGUCUCCACCAAUGGGAUAUGUACUAGAAUACUGUGUACUGCCGUCCAAAGAAAGUGAACCGACUAAAUGGAAACGUUUAGCGGAACUGAAUGCAUGGGAAACUUCUUAUCAAACAAAUGAUUUAGAACCUGGCAGCAGAUAUUUGUUCCGUAUAAUGUCACGUGGAAAGACCACUGAUUCACGUUCUUUUACACCAUCACGAUUUGGAAGAAUUGGCCGAAGUACAGUUGAUUCCGGGGUUUUUAGUGAGGCGACUCAUUCAGAAAUAUUUGAAGUGCCAAGACAAUCACUAACUAUGCCAAGGCUCACGGGUGAUUUAAUUGUACAACCAGUUUCUACGUCCUCUCUUACACCAUCUGUCUCCUUGAACUGGAACCCAACCAGUGAGCCACUCACAGGAUAUAUUCUGGAUUUAUACGAUUUAAACGAACCAACUGGUUGGAGAACAGUUACUCGAAUGAGUACAAAUGAGAUAAUUCAUCCCUUCCGUGGUGUUACUGUGACGGGUUUGAUACCUGGUCAUUCUUACCGAUUCCGUGUUAUGCCAAACACUUACACCCUACAUGGUACCAAAUCAUUAGAAUAUGAUAAAAUAGAUUAUGAUUCUUUAAUUAUACCUCCACCUAAAGGUCCACUGCAUAUUGAAUCAGUUAGUGAUGGAGUCUACCGUUUGAGUUGGCGACCAGUGCAUCUAAGGAGUACAACAGCAAAAACAGACAACACUAUACAUUUAAAUAAACUAGAUGAUCAAAUUGAAUAUAUCAUUGAAGAACAAACUCCAGCAAGACGAUUUUGGUUAGAAGUUGGUCGAACACGUCUAACAAAUUAUGUCUUGCCGGUAGGCGAUUCUACAGUCAGAUUCCGUAUACGUGCAACAUUAGCUGAUGUUUCGUCCAUCAUUGAAAAACGUGGCAACUACUCACUAUCAUACGAUGGUUUACUAUCUGAUUGGAUUCGUUCUGCCGAUGAAAGUGUCGAAUUUGGACACAUCUCUCGUAUUCAUGAGGAUUCAAGGAGACGUUUAUCGAGUGAUACAGCAUUUGAUAUUGGCAGAAUAGUACCAGAUCGAUUGCAUGUUCUUCACAUAGGUCCAACUUCUGCUUUAUUGGGUUGGGAUUCUUUGAUAACGGGUGAAACGAAAACAUACCCAGGUUAUCUGAUUUUAGAACGAUGCGUUAUAAAUGAGUUCAAACCAAAUAUUUGGGAGCCUAUCGCUAAAGUUCAUGCUUCUGAAACAUCUUAUGAAGUACAUGGUUUAUCUUCUGGCACCACGUAUAAUUUCCGUCUAGUUGGCUUUGAAGAAUCGACCAAAACACGUAGUACAAAAUAUUGUCAGCUAUCAACACCAUUUAAAACACUUGGAAAACGUGAUUCACUUGAUGAAAAUUUGAAGAUACAAUGGAUCGAUAAACCGAGAUUACUCAGUGCCAGUGGAAAAGUUGAAGGAGGUCAAGAAGGCAUCAUGUUAACUUGGAAAGCUCCAGAAAUGCCUAACCGGUUGGAUGAAAAGUUACUUUAUAGAAUUGAAGUUGUCUCGGAAUUAAAAUCAACUCAAUAUUUUAUCAAUCAUGUAAAGUUAGAUAAUUUAUUCUCCAAAUCUGAUCAGUUACCUAGUUAUGAAGGUGUUGGUAUACGGUCUACAGCUAGACGAAGGCAUAUAAGAUCAGUUGACUUAGACCAACAACAAUGGCAGUUUCGUGUUUUCGCUGAACUGGAUGAUAAACAAAGUUUGCCAGCCAUUACACAAACUCCAAUCACAUUGAUUCCUCCAACCAAGCGAAGCUCAUUACGUUUUCUGAAUUUGAAGGACGAUCGGAUUAUCUAUGCUGUUCAUGGAAAAAAACUAGUACUAUCUGUAGAAAUUGAAGGAGAACCGAAGCCAGAGGUUACCUGGUAUCUGAAUCAUAUACAAAUCGAUGAUAGGAUAUUACCUGGUUGUCGUGUGGCCCAAGUUGGAGUUGGUGUCUAUGAACUAACUAUUGAACAAGUUCAGCAACAGCAUACUGGUUUUCUAGAAUGUCGAGCCUGGAAUGUCUAUGAAUCGAUUUCAGAGACUUGGAAGUUGAUCGUUUCAGCUGUCCCACGAUUCGGUCGCCUCGGAUGGGCUGCACAACCUCGUGAAUACGAAUUAAGACAUGGAGAUAGCUGGUAUCUACGUAUUCCAUUAGAAGGUUUAGAUUAUAUACAAGAUCAAGAAUGGAUUACAAAAGUUUGGUUCGAACGCAUAAGUCAUAUAACAACCGGUUUGUCAGUUGAACCGUUAGAAAAUCGUGUUCGAUUAAAUUUAUCAUAUGGUUGUCCUGAUACUGGACUAUAUCGCUUAUGGAUACAGAAUCAAGCUGGCCGAGAUUAUAUUGAUAUACGUCUACGCAUUGCUGAUAAACCACAUAUUCGAUUGCAAAAACCUAGAUCUCAACUUAAAUUUACUGGUUAUCGUGUGGAAUACUGUCGUGAUGAACCUGGUGAAGAUUGGCACCUAUUAGGUACUACAUCUGCUGAUCAAACGCAUUUCACCGCUCGUAGUCAAUUGGAGAAAGAUUUAAAUUAUCGUUUCAGAGUACGACUAGAAAAUUGGCAUGGAUUGGGACCAGCUAGUGAGGCCUCAGAUGCUACACAGUUACCAGUACAUCAUUUUACCGAAGUUUUGAAUCUCGAUGAUUUGGAAUUCCGUCAUUAUACAGAUGGAUCGUUUGAUUCACGAUAUGAAAUUAUGGAAGAACUGGCCCGUACGAAAUACUCUGGGCUGUAUCGACUUGCAGAACGCUCGACUGGCCGUUCUUGGUUGGCUACGAUUGUAGAUACAACUCCAUCCGCAUUAUCUAGACGUCCGGCUAGUGCAUUAGGCAAACGUGAUAUCAGUUAUCCGGAAUUACCUCCACGCCCAGUUAGCGUUUUGGAUAAUGAACGUUCUGUGCGCAGACGUGCUUCAUAUGAUAUUUCACGAUACACUAAUCGACAUGAUAUUACUGACUGGGAACAAGAGAAGGCUGAACGCGAAUUGAAGCUGUUUUCACGCAUUCAACAAGAAAGUUUUGCACACCUUCAUGAGGCAUAUACAGAAGCUAAAAGGACUAUUUGUGUUAUGGAAGAUGUUACGGCUGGAGACACAUUAUGGCACCAAUUGGAUAGACGUAUUACAGUGACUGAGCAUAAAGCAGCUGACAUAUUACGUCAGCUUUUGGAUUUAACGGCACAAAUACACAAAAGUGGUCGCGUGCAUCUUGGUUUACAGCCAGAAAAUAUAUUCUUACUGACCAGACAAACACAAGCACCAAUAAGUGAUAAGCCUGUUCGUUUAUCGUUCCGUUCUAUGGUGUACAUCCCACCAGAGUUGACUAGUUCUAUGCCGAUUAGUAAAUCAGCUAGAAUUGGUCAAUCUGCUGAUAUGUGGUCGUUGGGUCUGUUACUCUACCAAAUGACUACUGGUGACACAGAAGGAUUACCUGAACCAGAAAAGCUUGAAAAAAUGCAUUAUUCUUCAAAAAUGGUUGAUUUUACCAAACGUUUGUUACAUCCUGACCCAAAACAACGAAUGACAGUUCACCAGGCAUUACAACAUCCGUGGAUAACAAGUACGGCGGGUAAAAAGUCUGAUAUAGUUGAAGAAAGUGAAAGUAAAUUCAAGUCGCUAUCACUACCAAGACCACCGUCAUCAGGAUCUACUGUUGAAUCUCGCCAAUAUUAUUAUAAUGAUUAUCAAACUUCAUCAUCAAAAGAAUCUGAAGAGAUCGUUGUACACGCUAGAAUAACACCACGUGGUCAAGCACCUGAAAUAUUAACACCUAUGGGAUCAGUUACUGCAGCAGAAGGUAGUACCACAGUAUUACGUUGCGCUGUUUACUUGCCAAAAAUACGAAAAUCAUCACAUCCAACCGAUCAGAUGAGCGAUUUACAGAUUCGUUGGUCACUAAAUGGUCGUGAAUUAAAUGUUGGUCAUAUAUUGCCAUCUUUAAAAACCCCACCUACUCAGCAUUACACUUGCACCUAUGAUACAGAGACGGGGGAUAUUAAGCUUCACAUCAGUGAUGUCACAGUAUAUGAUGCUGGUACAUAUGAAGUUACUGUUACUGGCCGAUAUGGUCACGUAUCAGAUUCAGCAAACCUUAAAGUUUAUGGUAAGUAA
Molecule: messenger RNA, 6418 nt
Organism: Heterobilharzia americana
Lineage: Eukaryota; Metazoa; Platyhelminthes; Trematoda; Strigeidida; Schistosomatidae
Source: the annotation of a GenBank genome assembly